GCGGGGAGGAUUAGUGGGAGUUUGCUGUGUAAUGGCGGCCUCGGUGUUGCUCUCUGCGGAAAGCACCGUGCCCACUUUCGCUGUCGGUAAUCCCGGUGCGGCAGGGGCCGCCGCCAACGGCUUAUCUGCACCGGGACCCGCGUCUUGGAAUCGGUCGCUGGACCGAGCUCUUGACGAGGCCGCGGCCACCGGGUGCCUGAAUCUCAGCGGCAGGAAGCUGAAGGAGUUUCCGCGGAGCGCCGCCAACCACGACCUAACCGACACGACCCGGGCCGACCUGUCCCGGAACAGGUUGUCGGAGCUGCCAGUGGAGGUGUGCAUGUUUGUGUCACUGGAGAAUCUGAAUUUAUACCAGAACUGCCUGCGCUCGCUGCCAGAAAGUUUGAUUAAUCUACAGGCCCUUACGUACCUGAACAUCAGUCGGAACCAGCUGUCCACCCUGCCUGCUCAUGUGUGUAGUCUGCCCCUGAAAGUGCUGAUUGCUUGCAACAAUAAAUUAGUAUCCUUGCCCGAAGAGCUCGGCCAGCUCCGACAGCUUACUGAGCUGGAUGUGAGCUGUAAUGAGAUCCAGACUCUGCCUUCUCAGGUCGGCCAGCUUGAAGCUCUGCGAGACCUGAACAUUCGCCGAAACCACCUUGUUCGCCUGCCUCCUGAGUUGGCCGAGCUGCCACUAGUACGUUUGGAUUUUUCCUGUAAUAAAGUGACUUUGAUUCCAGUAUGUUACCGCAACCUCCGCCACCUCCAAAGCAUUGUGCUGGACAACAAUCCCCUUCAGAGUCCUCCUGCACAGAUCUGUAUCAAGGGGAAGAUCCACAUAUUCAAGUACCUGAACAUGGAAGCAUGUAAAAUAGCUCCAGACCUUCCUGACUAUGACAGGAGGCCCCUUGGCUUUGGUUCUUGUGUGGAUGAGCUGUAUCCAGGCCGACCAUACGGAGCUCUGGACUCUGGGUUUAACAGUGUGGACAGCGGAGACAAACGAUGGUCAGGCAAUGAACCCUCUGAUGAGUUGUCAGACCUUCCACUGAGGGUGGCAGAACUAACCAAAGAGCAAAGACAAAGGAGAGAACGAGAGAGGGAACGAGAUGAGCACAGGACGGGGUCACUCCUGGCCAACGGAACAUUGGAGUCAGAGCUUGAGCAGAUAGACUUUAUUGACAGCUGUACAGGGGAGGAGGAUGAAGAGGAGGUGCGAAGCAGAGGAGGAGAACCAGUCAGUCUCAGCUCACAGUUUAUGGCAUAUAUUGAAAGACGAAUCUCCAGAGAGGGGUCUCCAGUCAAGGCCAGUUACCCUAGAGAUGCAAGAAUCGAUGAUUCAAGACGCUAUGGCUCUUCACACAACCGUGUAACAGAUACAGUCAGUACAUUGUCAUCCCCUUCUCACAGCCAGCGGGCAGUAUCAGGCUCUGGAGUGGGGUUGGAGCGCAUGCGGAGGGAAGCUCAGCUUGCAGCACAGCGGUACGAAGAGGAGAGGCAGAAAGCAAGAACCGCACAGAGAGACGCCGUAAGAGGUUAUGUUAAGCAUAAGUCAACUCAGAGUCCCACUAAACUCAGUCCUACAGACAGUGAGACCCUGUACCCCUCCAGACGCUCUACUCACACAGAUGACUCCGCCCUCUUUAUGAGUGAUUUCGAGCCCUUAAUGGUCUUUGAAAUAGACAUAGACACCAACACUAUAAAGAAGAGGCCAGGUCCUUCCAAACAGUCUGUCACGGGUAAACCAGCGGAUGGGUGUGUCUCUCCACCCAUAGACACUGCCCCCUCCUGUUUAUUGCAGCAAGGGGAAGAUCGUGCCUCUCUCUCCCCCACAGCCCUCCAAUCACCUACUUACCCCGGCCCUGCUGCCCCGCCCUCCUGCCGCGGAGCCACUCAGCGUCCCGAGAGUUUCCUUUUCCGUCUCAGCCAAAGAGAGGAGAAAAAACGAGGAGAAUCAAGGGCUGGGAGGCCAGAACCUGAAGAUGUGACUGCCACACCAUCUCCAGCUUCAGGUCCCACAGGAGAGGAGGCUGAACUAGUCGAACAGCUGAGAAAGAAUAUCGAAUCUCGGCUGAAAGUAUCCUUGCCCAGUGACCUGGGGGCAGCCCUGACGGACGGUGUUGUGCUGUGUCACCUGGCCAAUCAUGUCCGGCCUCGAUCAGUACCCAGCAUCCAUGUGCCCUCACCUGCAGUGCCCAAACUGACAAUGGCGAAGUGUCGGCGGAAUGUGGAAAACUUUUUGGAGGCGUGUCGCAGAAUUGGGGUCCCUCAGGGAUGCCUGUGCUCAGUUGCUGAUGUUUUGGAGGGGGAGGUGCUGCACUUAUACAGGCUUCUCGAAGCUUUGCUUUCUCUGGCACCUCCUCUGCGGCCCUCGCCUCCUUCCCAGCUGGCUGGUUUUGCCCUCUUCUACCUGUCAGUUAUGUCCCUGCUCUGCGUCCUCUACUGCCACCUGGUGCCCCGCAUUUAAAUUGCACUUAAUCUGAACAACAGUGUGCAAGUGAUUAUUAUUUGUGACCAGUUUGUAAAGCACACCUGACCUUGUCAGCUUAUGCGUAUUAAUAUCUGAAUACACUUAAGAAAUUGCACGAAAUGUACGACACAGUAUUCUGAACAGCAGGUUGCAGAACUCAGUGACGAAGCACAACAGAGAGAGAGAAUGCUACCUCUCAGCCUUAAGAAUGAGGAACAAGCCUGCUUUUGGAUGCUGCCUGCUAGCUAAAUGUGUGUCACCAGCUGUGCUUACAUAUUUCUACGUUGCCCCAUUGUUUGAAAGAGGGGUUUUUAUAUAGGUCUGUUGCAAGGACAAAUUGAGCUCUUUGUGAGAAGGACAAGGCAAAGCCCUUCUUCUUCUAUUAUUAUUAUUAUUAUUAUUAUUAUUAUUAAUAAUUAUUAUU
Colossoma macropomum (tambaqui) is the source of this 2867-nucleotide messenger RNA. It is a transcript of the gene lrch3, whose product is annotated as leucine-rich repeats and calponin homology (CH) domain containing 3. NCBI's taxonomy places the organism in Eukaryota, Metazoa, Chordata, Actinopteri, Characiformes, Serrasalmidae. The transcript is spliced from 22 exons. The record is from RefSeq and is a predicted model, not a curated record. Gene Ontology annotation, molecular function: protein binding. Bases 32 to 2440 code for a protein of 802 amino acids.